AUGGUUAGUGCUGCUCAACAAGUCAUUGAAACAUUAGGGCUUUCCAAAGACGUCCUUAUCCGUCAUAAUGCUUCUAUUCCUGUCUUAUAUGAAGAUGGUUUGCAAGAAAAGGGAACUUUAAUCUCAUCCACUGGUGCCAUGAUGGCCUUUUCUGGUGCUAAAACUGGUAGAUCCCCAAAGGAUAAGAGAAUGGUGGAUGAAGAAACUUCAACUAACAAUAUUUGGUGGGGACCAGUUAAUAAAAAGAUCUCUGAAAGAACUUGGGAGAUUUCAAAAUCAAGAGCCUUUGAUUAUUUAAGAACAAAAGAAAAAUUAUUUGUUAUUGAUGCAUUUGCAGGUUGGGAUCCUCAAUAUAGAUUGAAAGUUCGUAUUAUUUGUGCAAGAGCUUAUCAUGCAUUAUUUAUGAGAAAUAUGUUAAUCAGACCAUCCGAAGAAGAACUAAAAGACUUCAAACCUGAUUUUGUCAUUUAUAAUGCAGGUCAAUUCCCAGCCAAUUCUCAUACUGAUGGCAUGAGCUCUUCAACAUCUGUUGAACUUAAUUUUAAAGAAAUGGAAAUGGUUAUUCUAGGUACUGAAUAUGCUGGUGAAAUGAAAAAGGGUAUCUUGACUGUCAUGUUUUAUUUGAUGCCAGUGAAAUAUGAUAUCUUGACAUUGCAUUCCUCAGCAAAUCAAGGUAUUAAAAACAAAGAUGUUACAGUGUUCUUUGGAUUAUCGGGUACUGGUAAAACCACAUUAUCUGCUGAUCCACACAGAUUAUUAAUUGGUGAUGAUGAACAUUGUUGGUCAGAUAAUGGUAUCUUUAACGUUGAAGGUGGAUGUUAUGCCAAAUGUAUAAACUUGAGUGCAGAAAAGGAACCAGAGAUUUUCAAUGCAAUUAAGUUUGGAUCAAUUUUAGAAAAUGUUAUUUAUGACCCAGAUACCAGAGUGGUUGAUUAUGACAACGAUUCUAUCACCCAAAAUACUAGAUGUUCAUAUCCAAUUGAAUAUAUUCCAACAGCAAAGAUUCCAUGUUUGACCAGUGAGCAUCCCACCAACAUUGUCCUAUUGACUUGUGAUGCAGCAGGAUGUUUACCACCAAUUUCCAGAUUAACCCCAGAUCAAGUUAUGUAUCACUUUAUUAGUGGAUAUACAUCAAAAGUCGCUGGAACUGAAGAGGGAGUUACAGAACCAACACCAGCCUUUUCAGCAUGUUUUGGACAGCCAUUUUUAGCAUUACAUCCGAUGAAAUAUGCAGAAAUGUUAUCUAGGAAGAUGCAAGAACACAAUGCAGAUGCAUGGUUGUUAAAUACUGGAUGGGUUGGAGAAUCAGUAGCCAAGGGAGGUAAAAGAUGUUCCUUGAAAUAUACCAGAGCAAUUUUGGAUGCAAUCCACGAUGGAUCAUUAACAAAAGAAGAGUUUGAGGAUUAUCCAGUGUUUGGAUUAAAAGUUCCUAAGAAAUGUGGAUCAGUUCCAGCUGAAUUAUUGAACCCAUCUAAAUUGAAAACCGCAGAAUAUAACAAAGAAUUGGUUAAUUUAGCUAAGAAGUUUGAAGAAAAUUUCAAGAAUUAUAUCGAUGGAUGUACUCAAAGUGUUAUUGAUGCAGCACCACAAUUUUAA
Messenger RNA from Ascoidea rubescens DSM 1968, 1596 nucleotides. RefSeq names its product phosphoenolpyruvate carboxykinase. The record is from RefSeq and is a predicted model, not a curated record. Gene Ontology annotation, cellular component: cytosol. Gene Ontology annotation, molecular function: ATP binding; phosphoenolpyruvate carboxykinase (ATP) activity. The transcript has a single exon. Lineage: Eukaryota; Fungi; Ascomycota; Saccharomycetes; Ascoideales; Ascoideaceae. Gene Ontology annotation, biological process: gluconeogenesis. The coding region runs from base 1 to 1596 and encodes 531 amino acids.